This is a messenger RNA of Bacidia gigantensis, 624 nucleotides long. RefSeq lists its product as uncharacterized. The coding region runs from base 1 to 624 and encodes 207 amino acids. Gene Ontology annotation, cellular component: CAAX-protein geranylgeranyltransferase complex. Gene Ontology annotation, molecular function: CAAX-protein geranylgeranyltransferase activity. NCBI's taxonomy places the organism in Eukaryota, Fungi, Ascomycota, Lecanoromycetes, Lecanorales, Ramalinaceae. The transcript is spliced from 2 exons. Gene Ontology annotation, biological process: protein geranylgeranylation. The record is from RefSeq and is a predicted model, not a curated record.
AUGUCGAAGUCGACUCUGAAUAAGGCUCGUCACAUUAAGUAUUGGCUCCGUUGCUUAAAAACGUUCCUGCCAACUGCAUUUACAUCCAAUGACUCUCAACGCAUGACCUUUGCCUUCUUCACACUCUCUGCUCUCGAUCUACUCUCUGCAUUAGAAGAGCAUACUACAGAAGAAGAAAGGACUGGUUACAUAGAUUGGAUCUACUAUUGCCAACACCCGGAAGGUGGGUUCAAAGGCUUCACCGGCGCAGAUGGCGGGGAUAACGCCACAGAGGAGGGCAAAUUUUGGGACCCAGCUAAUCUGGCCGCAACCUUUUUUGCGCUCUCUUCAUUGAUGGUAUUAGGCGAUGAUUUCGGUAAGGUGAAAAGGAGGGAAUGCCUUGAGUGGGUGAGAGGAUUACAACAGGACGAUGGAAGUUUUGGGGAAGCCAAGGGAAGAAGAGGUAGUAUAGAAGGUGGUGGUGAUGUCAGAUGGUGUUAUCUAGCUGCUGCAGUACGGUGGAUGUUAAGAAAAGGAUAUAUGGAACACACGAGUGACAUCAAUGCAGACGCAUUAGAAAAUUACGCUAUCUUCGACAUGAAUGAAGCCAAUACUGAAACUGGUAGUCGUAUGAAGGGGGCAUAG